Messenger RNA from Medicago truncatula (barrel medic), 4468 nucleotides. RefSeq names its product serine/threonine-protein kinase CTR1. Gene Ontology annotation, biological process: protein phosphorylation. Gene Ontology annotation, molecular function: protein serine/threonine kinase activity; ATP binding. The transcript has 15 exons. The record is from RefSeq and is a predicted model, not a curated record. Bases 1231 to 4011 code for a protein of 926 amino acids. Lineage: Eukaryota; Viridiplantae; Streptophyta; Magnoliopsida; Fabales; Fabaceae.
AACAGUGUAGAUUCCCCAUCUCUAAUCUUUUCACUUUACACCCGCAACACAAUAUAUUCAACAAGGGAAAACCCAUGAGCUUAAGCGCAUCGUUCAGGUUGAGAAAAAUUGGAAACCUUUGCCUAAUUGAUGCGUUUUAUCCAUCAAGGAUUCCAAUUCAUUACAUUGUUUUCCAUUACAAUUUAUCAAUUUACCAGUGAGGGGUUCUUUGAGUUUUUUUUUUUUUUUUUUUUUUUUUGUAAUCAGAGUUGAUGGAGGGUGGAUAAGAGUCACAGUAUACACCGCCGUGUGUCUCCUUGUCGACUCCGACAAAACUCGUCUGAGCACCAUCGCAGGUUGCCUCAACUACGAAACAACACAUGCCCUUUACCAUUUUCGAUCUUUGUCGUAAAGUCAUUGAAUAAUUAACCUUCUGGAUCGUAUUGUCUCCGUCUGGGUUGCAGACUUGAUAAGUCGCUGUCUUUAUCAAAGCUUGAUGAAUCAACCCAUUUAUGUUUAAGACAUUCAUCGUGUUGAAGAUGGUGAGAAACACAAGGAGAAAGGGAGGAGGAGUUUGGGAUUCCAAAUUUUUACAGAAGAACGUGUUUAAUAUUCUGUGCAGUGGGUUUAACGUGGAAUAAAUUAGAGAAGGCAAAUAUAUACCGUUAUUUUAAUCAGAUGGUUAUGUUUCGUUUAAGUGUGUGACUGUGUUAUUUUAUUGAAUGCAGUGAAUCACAAUCCGAAUUUUAGUUGAUAAGAAAGUACUCUUGUGUUUUCUUUCCCACCACCACCACCACUGGCAUUGACUAUUUUGCAACUCUCCAACCCAUUACAAGUUAAAUCAACAGUGCACAAUGUCACAAGUUCACAACCAACCACAUUACAUCACCAUCACAUUCACGUUUUCUCUGUGUUUUUCAGUUACCAGUACCUCCAUUAUUAUUAGCACUAUAGCAUAUCACAUUUCCUCUUUAUCGGAAAACCAUAUCCCGCUUUAAACAUCGCAACUACGCGAUUAUACUUAUCAAUCUGUCUUCUAAGUUUCUUAAGAGUAAAAUACAAUUCAGCUUCCAACUAUAUAUUAUGCAUAAUAAUUAGUUGAAGUGCUGUUAUUUGAUUGUUGCAAUAAGAGAUUUGCAUGCGUUGAGGAAAGAAGAAGAAGAACAGCAACGAAGAGGACGGUGUCGGUAACGGCCAAGUUUCCGUUUGUUUCUUGGUUUGCUACGUGGCGCAAGAGGCUCGUGAGUGAAAAUGCCACAUAGAGCAACUUACUUUUUCCCGCGUCAAUUUCCGGAGCGAGGAUUGGAUGAAUCAUCCAAAAAGCUAUUAGAUCAAGAUAAGGACAAAAUCGUCAACUCCAUCAAAUCUCCAAUCGAAAACGACACUCCAACCACAAAGUCACUUUCCUCGUCUACUCCUCCAACACCAAAAAACGAUGCCGUUUUCUCCUCCGGCAAACAUUCCGUCGCCGGUGAUAAACUCCGAUUCAGACAAAAGCAAAUAUCUGCUUUCUGCGACUGGUUUAUCGACAAAAAACGACACUCCGGUCAUCUUACUCACCACUUCCACCGCCGCUUGUCAACCUCCGAUGACGAUCACGACUUUUUUCAUUCUCAGCCAGAGACAGCCGUCAAUGACACCGCAAUUGACCGGAAUUUCGACCGUCAAGUUUCACUUCCGAGGCUAUCGAGCGACAGUAGCUAUGCAGGGAGUUUGUUUUCCAGUGACAUUAAAGAGGAAACGCAGUCGUCUCAAGUUUCCACCAUUCCAGCAACCACUGCGAGGAGGCAGAAGGAAGAUGAUGAAAACAAAGACGGGUUGGUGAAGAAGUGUGAAGAAAGCUAUAUCCUGCAGCUUACGUUAGCGAAGAGGCUUGCUUCUUUGGCAAGUCUUGUGUCGGAGCCUGUUCUCACUCCUGGCACUGAAAAUUGGGAUGCUGAGUCUGUUUCUUAUCGUCUAUGGGUGAGUGGGUGCUUGUCAUAUACGGAUAAGAUAAGUGAUGGAUUUUACAACAUACUGGGGAUGAAUCCGUAUCUGUGGGUGAUGUGCAAUGACGAGGAAGAAGGUAAGAAGAUACCCACUUUGAUGGCACUUAAAGCCGUUGAACCAAGCGAGGCAUCUAUGGAGGUGGUGCUUGUCGAUAGGCAAGAAGAUUCUCGCUUGAAGCUACUUCAUGAUAAAGCUCAGGAGUUGUAUCGUUCUUCAGAGAACACCUUGGUGUUUGUUGAACAACUGGGAAAACUUGUUGCCAUAAAUAUGGGGGGUAUAUUCCCGGUGGAGCGAGGAGAUCUCCACAAACAGUGGAAGUUGGUUAGUAAGAGGUUGAGGAAUUUUCACAAGUGUGUUGUACUUCCCAUUGGUGGUCUAUCUUCUGGUCUUUGUAGGCAUCGAGCGAUUCUCUUCAAGAGAUUGGCUGAUUUUAUAGGUUUGCCUUGUCGCAUAGCUCGUGGUUGCAAGUAUUGUGUUGCAGAUCACAGAUCCUCUUGCUUAGUCAAGAUUAAAGAUGACAAACAGAUCUCAAGGGAAUAUGUAGUUGACCUUGUCGGGGAACCAGGAAUUGUCCAUGGCCCAGAUUCCUCCAUUAAUGGAGCAUAUGUUUCUUCUAUUCCUUCGCCGUUUCAAAUUUCUCAUUUUAAGGAAUUACAGUCACCUUAUAUGGAUGAUGAAGCAAGUUCUCAACCACCUAUUUGUUUUGACCAAAGUUCUUUUGAUCCUGAAACUCAUCCUUAUUUAGGUUGUGGACAGAUUGAUCAACAAGUUAAAGAAACGGAUUUGUUGAAAGUUCAGGGUUCCUUCUGUGCUUCAAUUGAUCAUACAUGUGAAGGAACCAAACCACUUCUAACUCCUCUUGGUUUAAAAGAGAAUGAUGAGGAAUGUGCAGUUCUAGGUUCAAUUUUGCCUACCAUUCAUGAGGAUGUUUCUAAAGUUUUUCCUGUAUCCGAAGAAUCAUUACACGAAUAUCCAAGGCUUAGUGAAGAUGCAGUUGUGUUACAAGAAACUUCCAGCAAUGAGAUCAUCGUAACUGAAGGUUCUGUGGUAAAGAGUACUUUCAAGCAAUGUAUACUUAGUUCCUCCUGCCAAUCAGAACUGAAACAAGUAGACAAUAGAAUUGAAAACCAGGACUAUUUACCAGCUGGGAAUAUUCCAAGAUAUGUGAAUCUUGAACCAUCACUUUCAAUGGACUGGCUUGAGAUAUCAUGGAAUGAUUUACGGAUUAAAGAGCGUGUUGGUGCUGGCUCAUUCGGAACUGUGCACCAUGCUGAGUGGCAUGGAUCAGAUGUUGCAGUCAAAGUUUUAACAGUUCAGGAUUUCCAUGAUGAUCAGUUGAAGGAAUUUCUGAGAGAGGUUGCAAUAAUGAAACGUGUUCGCCAUCCAAAUGUGGUGCUCUUCAUGGGUGCAGUUACAACAUGCCCCAAUCUAUCAAUAGUGACAGAGUAUUUGCCUAGAGGUAGUUUAUACCACCUAAUACACAGGCCAGCAUCUGGUGAAAUUUUGGAUAGUAGGAGAAGAUUACGGAUGGCUUUGGAUGUGGCUAAAGGAAUCAAUUAUCUCCAUUGUCUGAAACCUCCAAUCGUGCACUGGGAUCUCAAAUCCCCAAACUUGUUAGUGGACAAAAAUUGGACUGUGAAGGUUUGUGAUUUUGGACUGUCCAGAUUUAAGGCAAACACUUUCAUACCCUCAAAAUCUGUUGCUGGAACACCUGAGUGGAUGGCCCCGGAAUUUCUCCGUGGAGAACCUUCGAAUGAGAAAGCUGACGUAUACAGUUUUGGAGUUAUCCUAUGGGAACUUGUGACCAUGCAACAGCCAUGGAGUGGACUUAACCCUCCCCAGGUGGUUGGAGCUGUUGCUUUCCAGAAUAGGAAGCUUGCUAUCCCUUCAAACAUCUCCCCAGUAUUGUCCUCCCUCAUGGAAUCUUGUUGGGCUGAUGACCCUGCUCAGCGCCCAUCUUUUGGAGGCAUAAUUGAGUCACUAAGGAAGCUCCUGAAGUCUCCAACAGAGAUGAUAAAAAUGGGUGAUACUCACAACCCAUAAUUGGUUUUCUUGUUGCUGAAAUUUGUUGAACUAAUAAGGAAACAUUGGUAGUCGUAUAUCAUCUGAAUGACAGAACCUUGGCUGUUUGCAACUGUAUAUUGUAAUUUAAAGGCUCAAAUAGGUGCUGUCUUGGAUCCUCUAUAAUUUACGACUGCGGUUGUAGAGACCAUUAGAUUUAUAGAGAGAAAUCCCUAGUUUUUUCUUUCUCUAAAUUUAACAGUUCCUACGGCUGUAACAACAUAUGGCUAUAGAGGAUUCAUGUCCGCAUCUUAUGGGGUUCCGAAGCGUCUGAACAUAUAUAUUAAUAAGCUCCUGACCUCAAGCUCCUUUGUGGAUAACUCCAAGUCUGAAAUAUUGGAGGAUCUAUGUUUUGUAACAUUGUUUUCAUAAAAAAUGUUAUGUAACAUUGCAAUGUGAUCAUUUGGGAAGUGCUACACACGAAAGUUGUUUUUGAAAA